This is a messenger RNA of Pisolithus orientalis, 924 nucleotides long. RefSeq lists its product as uncharacterized. NCBI's taxonomy places the organism in Eukaryota, Fungi, Basidiomycota, Agaricomycetes, Boletales, Pisolithaceae. The transcript has a single exon. The annotation marks the transcript as partial. The record is from RefSeq and is a predicted model, not a curated record.
AUGGCUUCGAGCACAUGUUCCUCUGAUGUCAAGCAACUAAUCAGGAACAUUGUCAACGAAACUGUGAAAACCAUUCCACUACGGUUGCUGCACACACAAACUGGAGUCCUAUGUGCACGAGACGCGCAGAUAUCACGUUUUGAGUGCAGUUCCCAAUACAAAAAACUACUCUCAUUGCCACCUGGCACGGACUUUGGACAGGAUCUUGAAGAACUCGUCUGGAAAACGGUCGCAGAAUUUUUCCAGUACGCUACGUUGUCCUAUGUUUGGAAAAGUGGAGAACCGUUGCUAUGCGACAUCAAAGGUGCAAGUAUCUAUGACUUGCCUCAUACAGACGGUGUCGCAAAACUCCAAAAAUUUUGCAUUCUCGUGCUCAGGCGCAGUUUCCUGUGGGCGUGGAGCGACACUUGCUGCAUUGAUAAAGAUAGUAGUGCUGAAUUGCAAGAGACAAUUGGAUCUAUGUUCUCUUGGUAUCGUCAGUCGGCCUUGACAAUCGUCCAUCUCUCAGACGUAUGCAAUGCAGCGUCAUUUCCCAGUAGUGUCUGGUUCCGACGCGGUUGGACUCUUCAGGAAUUAUUGGCUUCUCCGAACGUCUUGUUUUAUUUGCAGGACUGGUCGCUGUACAUGGAUUGCGGAUCGUCGAAUCACAAAAUGGAUGAGCUAGUGCUCAAAGAGCUCCAGAAGGCAGCAGGAAUAGAAGAACGGCAUCUUAAGGACUUCCGACCAGGUAUGGAGGAUGCACGAUCGAGGCUCCAAUGGGCAUCGGCACGUCGUACCACUCGGCCAGAAGACGUUGCCUACUCGCUUUUCGGAAUUUUCAGGGUCCACUUACCAGUCCUCUAUGGGGAAUCUGCAGAAUGUGCCCUUGGACGUCUCUUGGCGGAGAUCAUUUCGCACUCCGGAGACAUUUCGGUUUUGGACUGG